This is a messenger RNA of Physella acuta, 3224 nucleotides long. RefSeq names its product lymphocyte-specific helicase. The record is from RefSeq and is a predicted model, not a curated record. Gene Ontology annotation, cellular component: pericentric heterochromatin; nucleus. Gene Ontology annotation, biological process: negative regulation of gene expression via chromosomal CpG island methylation; DNA methylation-dependent constitutive heterochromatin formation; lymphocyte proliferation. Gene Ontology annotation, molecular function: ATP binding; chromatin binding. Lineage: Eukaryota; Metazoa; Mollusca; Gastropoda; Physidae.
GGAAAAUAGGCUUAAGUGGCAUAUUUACAUCUGAACAAAAAUAGUAGAUGAAUGGUCAUCGAUAAUUAUUUGACACUUACAACAUAACUUAUAAACAUAGAAAAUUCCCCGUAAGCUGCUUAAGAAAAUUCCUGGAGCCAUUCACUAUGAGCACAGUUUACAGCACAACAACGGCUUCUGAAAAUGGCUCCCCCUCCAAACCUGAAAACAUGUGUGCUUCAAACAUUCCAGAAGAAGAAGCACUUUGUUUGACUUUUGGCGAUGGCUCCAUUUCUGGCGGGAGAUGUGAGUCUCCCAGCAUUAGCAGCAGCAUCUCCAAUGAGGAAUCCAUUGAUUCUUUCCCCGUGGACCCCAGUAAAAUCAUCACAGAGGAAAUGCUGGAGGAGGAGAAAAGGCUGUACUCUUCAGCAAUCAAGGAGGAAGAAAAAAGAAAAGAAGAAGAAGCCAUGCUACUUCGGGAGAUGACAGAUCAAUCGAAAGAACAGAAAUUCGAGCGGCUAAAAUUUCUUCUCAGCAAGAGCACCAUGUAUACUGAAUAUCUUGUUGAGCGCAUCAAAAAGCAGAAAGAAGAGGAAGAAAAAAGAAGAGCGAGGCUUCAGAAAAAAAAUUUGAAGAGAAAGCAGGACAAAGAGGCCAAGCAAAGUGUUGGUGAGGACCAUCAAAAUGUUGGAAAACAAAUAGGAAGUGAUAACGAGGUUGGAAAAAAGAGGCCAGCGAGACAGAGAAAUAAACGCAAACAGUCAGACGAGGAUACUGAUAAUUUACCUGUAAAAACAAAAGGGAAAAGAGCCAAAACGGUUGGUAGUCCAACAUUAUCACCUCAAAGUAAAUCUCCAACCCAUGAAAAUGUAGAUAAUAAGGGUGACCAUUCUGACAGUGUUAAAGUUGACUCAGGUGAGACCGCCCAGAAAGAUGACAUACCCAGCUCCUUGAACAAUGAACCGGGACCAAGCGGGGAAAAACCAGAAGAGCCAGAACUCUUUGAAAAAGCUUUAACUUUUGGUGUCGAGGAAGAUGAAUGCUCAAAGCGUGUGAUAAACGGUGAACAGGUCCCCCUUCUCCAACCAAAGUUAAUGGAUGGCGGGGUACUUAGACCAUACCAAGUUGAAGGUUACAGCUGGCUUAAGGUUCUCUAUGAAAAUGGUGUAAAUGGAAUUUUAGCUGACGAGAUGGGUCUAGGCAAGACUGUUCAGUGUGUUGCAAUCCUUGCACACCUGGUAUACAUGGGCAUACCUGGCCCAUUUCUGGUCUGUGCUCCAUUAUCCACCAUUCCUAACUGGUUUUCGGAAUUCCAGCGUUUUGCUCCCAAAGUUCCCACAAUUCUUUACCACGGUCACAAAGAUGCAAGGGCGCAUAUGUCAAGGCGUAUUCGUAGAAAGCAUGAGAUUCGUAAAGGGGUAUCUGUACAGCCUGUUGUUAUUACGUCAUAUGAGAUAGCUAUGAUCGAUAGGAAAUAUCUGGCUAACCAUGAAUGGAAAUACCUGAUUGUGGAUGAGGGUCAUAGAAUAAAGAACACACAUUGUCGUCUUAUAAGGGAGCUACGUUUAUACAGAUCAACACAUAGACUUUUGUUAACGGGCACACCAUUGCAAAACAACUUAGCUGAAUUGUGGUCCCUGCUUAAUUUUCUUUUACCAGAGAUUUUUGAUGAUCUCGGCAGUUUCGAGACCUGGUUUGAUAUAAACUGCAUCAGCGAUGCAUCAUCUGAGGAGAAGAUUGUGAAUCAGGAACGUGCCAACAAUAUUCUUAGCAUGCUUCAUCAGAUUCUGUCUCCUUUUAUGUUGCGUCGGUUGAAGUCGGAUGUAGAUUUAAACAUACCCCCAAAGAAAGAAAUUAUUGUUUACGCCCCAUUGACACAACAGCAAAAAUCUUUCUAUUCUGCGCUGGUGGACAGAACAAUUUUCAACUUACUUGACUCCAAAGACAAAGAGGAAGAAAAGGUGGAGACAACUCCAAGUGGCCGUCCUAAACGGAAAUCCACAUCUGUCGUGGUGGACUACAAGAUGAUGAUGGAAACUGAGGAAGAGAAGAAGUUAAACAAAAAGGAAGGCUCUAAAGCUUGCAGUGUGAAGAGAUGGAAAGAUUGGGAGGAAGAAGAAAAGGAGAUAGAAAGUUGGAUACAUACAUUCAGUGAGAAAGACAAAUCCAACAACAGGGCUGACAAAGUAGAAAAACAGAGGACCUCUCAGGUUACAAUCAAGAUGAGAAAUGUCAUGAUGCAGCUGAGGAAAUGCUGUAACCAUCCUUAUUUGCUGGAGCACCCGCUUGACCCUAAGACGGGCGACCUUGCACUCACCGAAGGUGUUGUUACCUCAUCAGGGAAGAUGUUGGUUCUGGAUCGUAUGUUGAAGGAGCUUAAGAAAAGGGGACACAGGGUAUUAAUAUUUAGUCAGAUGACAAAAAUGCUGGAUCUUAUAGAAGAUUUUUGCCAGAUUCGGGGAUAUGAUUUCUGCCGUCUUGAUGGCAGCACACAAAUGAAUGAUAGAAAAGACAGUAUGAAUGUGUUUAAUGAGACGAAGGAUAAAUUUCUGUUUUUACUGAGCACAAGAGCUGGUGGUCUUGGUAUAAACCUGACAGCUGCAGACACUGUCAUCAUCUAUGACAGUGAUUGGAACCCACAGUGUGACCUCCAGGCUCAGGAUCGCUGCCAUCGCAUUGGUCAGACAAAACCAGUGGUUGUUUACCGCUUUGUUACAGCCAAUACAAUCGACCAAAAGAUUAUUGAAAGAGCUGCGGCGAAAAGAAAACUUGAGAAGAUGAUUAUCCACAAAGGUAAAUUCAAAAGUGGGAACUUCACAACUAAAGCUAAACCCAUCACCCCUGAAGAGUUGCGCAGCCUGCUGAACUCAAAGGACCAUGAGCUAGAGAUCAAAGGUGACAAUUAUGUCAUCACUCAAGCAGAGCUCGACCUUCUUCUUGACAGAUCUGAUCUACUGGAGAAAUGGAAAAAAAGUACUGAUAAAUUGAAAGAAACACAAGCAACUCCUCUACCUGAAGAAGCCAAACCUAAAAAAGCUCCACAGGCAAAGAAAGGGAAGGGGAAGAAAGGAAAGCAAGCUGACCCAGACAGUCAGAGUCAAGCAGCAAAGCUCUUUAAGGUUAUAGACACAACAGUGGAUGAACAAAGUAACGCAGAAAGUGUUGACAUGGAAGAUGUUCUGAGUGCUUGUUCUCAGUUGAGCUAAUUGUUAUUCCAGUGAUCUAACAAAUUGUAUACACUAUUU